Messenger RNA from Lymnaea stagnalis (great pond snail), 14598 nucleotides. The record is from the annotation of a GenBank genome assembly. Lineage: Eukaryota; Metazoa; Mollusca; Gastropoda; Lymnaeidae.
AUGACCGCGUAUAGCCAGUCAUCAUUGAACAGGGUUGUCCAUCGCGGACCGCUUACUCUCGGCCAUCAUUACGACGACGUAUAAAAAAUAGAUUUAGCCUUUAACGCAAAUGACGUCACGCCCUAUGUCCCCUCCUUCAAGAUAUUUACAAACAUACACGUCCAUGCCGUCAGCAAGUUUCCUUAAAAGAGAGAGAGUCGGGUUUCUAGGUGGGAUAAAUCUGUGCAUGUUCCGUAAAUAGACUUCCGGUAAGACUUGUAUGGUCACGUGACAUUGGUUGUAUUGAAAAAGGGUGGCUCCGCAAACGAAACGAACCAUUGCCGUUAUUUUGCCACGAGCUGCCACUACCCAAGAGAAACUUAGUCAAGGUAGGUCCAUGUUUAAGUAAGAUCUAUUUGAUUGCUAUAUGCAGAGACAUUGGGUGACAGUAAGUACAUAUUUGAAUUCUCUGGAACUGGAUUGUGUCUUAGAUACUAAGUGCACAUACGAACUCGUUAACAGUGAGGACGUAUCAUGCGUGACAGAACAAUAGUUAUGGCCCACGUUAUGGCGCAUCUUCAGUUAUGGAACACCAGGAAUAUUAGGCAUGUUAAUGUAAUACUAUAAAUAAACCCGCCAAACAUUGGCGACAGAACUGCGUGACCUUCCCAUCUACUAAAAUUACUUGGCACAACAUGCAUUCAAGCAACGCAUUUUUUUAAAAAGCACCAAUUAAUGUUACCUUUUGGGACUUUUACUUGUUGCGCCUAUUGAACACAAAAUUAGAACGAUUAAUACAUACAUAUCUAGAGAAUUAUUUUAAGUGAUAGUUGCUAUUGUUGUUGUUAUUCGUCCGUCGAAGUCGGCAAUUACCAUCGAGACACCCGGUUAGGGGGAGGUUGGGUUUCGGUGAGCUCGUUGGUGGCUUGCUAGACCGAUCCGUGCUCGGAAUAAUCUCUGGCACCGCGGGCAGGGGAUAGCUGCUGCAGACGGUGACCUAAUGUUGCUCUUUCGGGCAAGCCUGCGUGUCUCAGCUGUGGUUAUCCUAUUAGCUUCAUGGGAUUUAGCCCCCUUCUUGACAGCUGCUCUCCACCUGGCUCUGUCCUGGGCUGUCUGCACCGAUUGAGGAGGGUUGAUACUGAAGGCCUUUAUUGGCACUUUCAGUGAGUCUUUGUAACGUUUUUUUUUACCUCAUUGGGAGCGCUUGCCUAUUGUGAGUUCUCCGAAGAAAUCUGUUUUGGGAGCCGGUGGUCUUCCAUACGGGCUAAGUGCCCCAUCCAACGGAGUUGAGACUGCAUCAGGUUGGUGAAGAUACUAGGUAGGUUCACUCUAGCGAGGACCUCUGUGUCAGGGACUUUGUCUUGCAACCUGAUGCCGAGGAGUUUCCUGAGGCAGGUUGUUUGAAAGUGAUUCAGUUUCUUGGCGUGACGCUGGUAGACUAUCCACGUUUCACAUCCGUAGAGCAAUGUCGAGAGGACUGCUGCGCUAUAGACCUUGAUCUUCGUUACUCGUCUGAUACCUCUCCUGCUGCGGAGCCUUCCAAAUGUGGCACUAGCUUUUGCGAGUCUGCCAUUCAUUUCAUCAUCCAUGACGACAGAUCUGGAGAGGGUGCUGCCCGAGUAAGUAAAUUUAUCCACCGGGUUGAGACGCUGCCCGCUGAUGAUGAUGUUGGGUUCAACGUAGGGCUAACUUGGAGCUGGCUGAUACAACACCCCAGUCUUAUUUAUGAUAGUAUACAUUCGAUGGAUCACAUGAUUUAUAAUUCAAUCAACGUUUCUAUGUCUUUUUUUUUUUUAAAUUCAUUUUAAAUCGGAUUCUUUUUUUAAAAAUCAAAAAUCUUUAUACAUUUUGGGUCGGUUGUUCCUGUUAAGAUGCUCAUCAUACUUUGUUUCACAUGAGACAUGGUAAAAGAUGUACUGCAAACCUCCAAUUGUCCCGGAAGAAGUUGGGUUAAUUUUGCUAGUACAGUCCCAUGUUUGACUGCAAGACCAUUUUUUUUAAAUUGACGUCGAAAAAAAAUGGUUACAGCACGACUCAUCAGAUGAAAAAAAAAAAAAAAAUUAAAAUAAAAUUUUAAAAAUUUUUUUUAUAUAAAAAAAAAAAAAAAAAAAAAAAGUAAAAUAAAAUUUUAAAAAAUUCCUUAGAAUAGAAAGAAAAAAAUCUCUAUAAAGAAAGAGUAUUACACCAUUUGUUUACACGUUGUUUACCAGUUGUUUACCAGUUGUUUACCAGUUGUUUACCAGUGGUUUUUGGUUUUUUUUUUUACAAAGGUAUAAAACAAGGGGCCGACCGUUAAGUGUGCUCAAGUUUUAGCGUGAUUUGUCUUACCUGAUUAUACUUCUUUGGCAUCCAAUUCACAACAUCAUGUGAACUCUGACCUGCGCACGUUGUAGAUCCGGGUCUUUACCCCCCUCCUCCCCCCUCCCCUUCCCGCUCCCCGUUUCUUGCUUAGCAUCUCUUUAUUCUUCGCAUGUCAUCUGCAUUUGGUUGACACCAUAUUGACAUUCAAUUUGAAUACGGUAAUAAACACCUCAGUGAAGCGAUACCUCAAUGAGAAAGUAACACUGCGCAGCUCGAGUGCGCGUCUGCAUCAACUAUUUUCGCUGUACAGAUGAAAGCUGGGGGUGAAGAGGGUUAUGGGGGAUUUGGGGGGGGGGGGCAGACGUUUGCUGGGAAAUGCCUGCUGCGACGACAGAAAGCUGUGCGGGUAAACUACUGGAUAUACUGGAUUAAUGUUGAGUUAAUCCACAUCUUCAUGGAGUGAUCACGCUGUACAGAUGAAAGCUGGGGGUGAAGAGGGUUAUGGGGGAUUUGGGGGGGGGGGGCAGACGUUUGCUGAGAAAUGCCUGCUGCGACGAUAGAAAGCUGUGCGGGUAAACUACUGGAUAUACUGGAUUAAUGUUGAGUUAAUCCACAUCUUCAUGGAGUGAUCAGAUGGGUACAUGAGAUGGGACGGGAGAGGUGGAGGAGUCUCUAUUAAGAAAUACUUGAGACAAUAUAGUGUAAUAUCAGUUUGUUUCCAUAAGAAUGAAACACAAAAUUACGUUAAUUUCACACCAGAAUGUAAAUUUUAUCAAUUAAUCAUUCUCUGUUUCUAUGUUCCAUUUUUAACGUUGUUGACUGGGACAUUGUGCAUGUGUUGAGCAAGAAAUCCACCCUAGACAUGCAGAAACAUCGACCCAGCCAUGAGACGCUUUCAAAUAUGGAUGUUGACUGUGAGACAUUGUUCAUGUGACUGUGAGACAUUGUUCAUGUGACCGUGAGACAUUGUUCAUGUGACUGUGAGACAUUGUUCAUGCGACUGUGAGACAUCGUUCAUGUGACCGUGAGACAUUGUUCAUGUGACUGUGAGACAUUGUUCAUGUGACCGUGAGACAUUGUUCAUCUGACUGUCAGACAUUGUUCCUGUGGCCGUGAGACAUUGUUCAUGUGACUGUGAGACAUUGUUCAUGUGGCUUUGAGACAUUGUUCGUUUGUUAAGCAUCACAUCCUCCUCCCCCCUCUCCCCCAUCUCCCCCCCCCCAUAGACGUGCAGAAAUAUCGACCCAGCCAUGAGACUAUUUCAAAUAUGGUUUUGCGUAAAGAACUUUAAAUCAAACCUAGAUGCAUGAGCCAAAUAUCUAUUUUGACGAGCCCACGGGCAAAUCUGCAAAUUAAGAGGAAAGUAUAAAACAAUGAUGUUUCAGCCGUUGUAGAAUGAAAUCUACUGAACCUAGGAAUGUGGAUAGGUUCCCCGUAUGCCUUUCUGUCGGUGUGGGUUAGGGUUCCAUUUAAAUCAAUCUCCAUCAAAAAUUUUACACCGAGAAAAUUUGUUUUUUUAAUGAUUGCAAAAGGGAUUUAUAUUUUCCAGAGAAAUAAAUGCGAUGUCUUUAUCUUACUUUGACGUUACCGACCACGUCCUAAACACGCGGACGUCCCCAUCGUUGUUUCCGUCUGCCCAUCGCAGACGUUGAGGGAUACGGGGGGAAAAAAAAUGGAAGCUCGCUUUCAGACGUGAGUCAUCAAAAUUUUAGGCAUUGACGAAAAUUGUGGGAGGCUAUAAUACGUCAGAAUGGGCUUUGGGUUUCUUCUUAUUUUAAAGAAGGGGAUUUUGAUGAUGCAUAGUGUAGAUUUUUAUUAAAACUUCCUUAGGGCCACACCAGUGGUCGGCACAUCGCGACUUAGCGGCCUUAGUUCGGCUCGACCAGACGGCAACAAAUCGGUUUUGACUCCGAAAAACUUAGUUCUUGGCAGGCUCUUGAAGAGAAAUUAUGGCUCUUAAAUGUUUUUUUAAAAACCUCCUGCUUCUUAUUUUUUGGCUCUUUUGACUAAUGCGUUUUCCGACCACUGGGCUAUAGAUCAUAUCUGAAAUGUUAUGGGGGUUGAAGCGAAUAUAGUGACGUAGCCAUUUAGCCAUUCUAUGACCUUGACCCUCGUCCAAAAACUGCGUCGUUUCAGUUGUGUUGCCUCGCGCGCGUGUGUCACGAGAAGCGGGUCGACCGUACGUUGUGCUCUCCGAAGAUGAAAAGCGGUCAUCCUGGCGUGACGUUGCUCAUCGUAGUUUCAGAGCGUUUAGAUCUUCAGCACUGUAGACUCAGUCGCCGUUGAGAUAUUUACCUGAGGGUCAUAUUUCACAUCCUUCAACCCGCCUAACUCCACUUCUUCCUCCUUCUCCAUCUCCUCCCCAUCCCAUCUCCUCUCUUUAUCUCCCACCAAUGUUGAACAUCGGCAAAUAGAUUUUUUUUUAAAAUAAAAAAGGGCCCCCCCCCCCCCCAAACGAAUCUGUUUGUCUACUUAAAUGGGUACGUUCUUAAGGAGUGUGUGGAAUCCGGUCUAAUAUACACGGAUUCUCAAACCCCCGCUCGUCGAGCAAACCCUUUUUCACAGACUGUACCCUCCGUACAAUAGUUAGAUUACUGCCUAUCGUAUGCAUGUUUCGUCUGAGAGCUUUUGAAACAAUGCGACACACUUUUGGACGCUUGAGGUGACAAUGCAGACAUUGAGGUAAGAAUACCGACGUUGAAGUAAGACUACAGACAUCGGGGUAAGAAUACGGACAUUGAAGUAAGACUACAGAGAUUGAGGUAAGAAUACAGACACUGAAGUAAGAAUACAGACAUUCAGGUAAUAAUACAGACAUUAUAGUGGGGUAAGAAUACUGACAUUGAAGUAAGAAUACAGAUACUUUUACACGUUAAGAUGUGGCUAUUUAUUUAUUUAUUUAUUUAGGCAUUUUUAUAUAGCGCUUAUCAUAAAGCUCUAAGCGCUUUACAAUUAUUAAAACAUGUAAACUAAGUAAAUACAAAUGAGACACUAGGAUAGUAACUACUAUUCUAUAGAAACAAUGAAAAUGGCUAUAAAAAGAGGACACUUUGACACUUCAGGAUUAAACCGAAACAGAAAAUUAGGUAGGGCAAGGAGGGUGCAUCACAGGUCAUAGGCGGACCUAAACAGAUGAGUUUUAAGGGACUUUUUGAAAAUGGACGAGGUUUCACUAUGACGUAUAUGGAAGGGGAGCUGGUUCCAGAACGUGGGCCCAUGGAAGCAGAAGGAGCGUUCACCGAUGGUCUUAGUUUUAGUUCUUGGGAUUGAGAGGGUUCUACUGUCAAUGAGUCCUGUUGUAAACUUGCUUCCCAAGAAGUGUACAUGUUAAAGGUAGGGAAACGGUUCCCAAAUGUUUACAACAAAUCAAUUAAAUUUAAAAAGCAAAGAGAAUUCACCGGAUCUUAGUAUUUUAGUUGGCGUAAUUUACGUCAUAAAAUGUCUUCUAAGGUGUGUUUUUUUUUUCCAUCCAAGUAUAUUUUUGUCAAACUGCAAUAUAUUAUAGGAACCUUAACUGUAUCCCCAAAUUAUUGUUUCUUAAUCUCCUUACCGUCUCGUAUGCACAUAAGCAUAUGCAGUAAGAAUAAUAUGUUAGAUCAAGACAUUUCAUACGAACUACACACAUCUCUCUGCACUGCGGUCUGGUUUUUUCAUUAUUUUUUUAAAUAUAUUUUUUGUAAUAUUUUCUGUUUUUAAAUGUUUCUUUAAUGCUAUUAUUUUUAGGCUAAUUUCAGUUUGUGCCGACUCCUAAGUGUUAAAAAUUCACUAAUUUUAUUCACGAGCGAUCGGUAUUAGCCCUUGUGUUCCACCACAGUUGGGAUUGCAGAGCAUGAGACUAAGAUCAGCGGAAGCAGAACGUGUAAUCUUGUAGACAUUUCAUUACUCUGUUAGUGAGUAAAGAUUGAUCACAGGGAGUGUCCAGACUGCUCAGAUGGAAAGGUCUUUACAUUCACGCAGUGUGUAAGUCAUUGAAACAUGAACGUCGUGAAUAUUAUCAUUUGAAACAUUAUCUUAUCGGCUUUGAUCUUUCCUUUUUUUUCAGAAAACGUUAAAAAGAAAAAGAAAAAUAUUUUUUUUUGCAACUGAAAGAGAAAAGAAGUUUUAACGCUAAAUACAAUUCUAAUUAAUAAAAUAAAUAUAUUUAAGAUAAUAAACAAAAGAACACUAAAAAAAUAACGGAAAUAAUCAGUAAUCUAUAGUGAAACGAAACUAAGUAAAAAACAAAUCUUUAAAAAGGAAACAACCCCAGCUCUAAUUGAACCAACGCAAUUUAGAAUCAAGGCAAUACGAAUCGAUAACUAAAAGCGGAACAUCACGCACCAGAAAAGAAUGUCGCUGAAAAUGCUGAUUAGUUUCACGGCCCUGCUGACGACUGUGGUUGCCUCUGACCUGAACAUCAACAGCUACCUGGGCUCCGACGGGAGGUCUUACUUUACAACACCUUUGUACUGCAACUACAGUGGGUGAGUUGGAGGUGUUGAGCAAGGGUGCUUUAAAAUAAUGUUCGAUUGGUUUCCAGUGGGGUGGAUUUGUUUGUUUGAAUACAGAUCGUAACGCUUGAUUGUGGAUUUGUUUGUGGGAUCUGUAGAGUUUGUGAGAUCCAUAGAGUUUGUGGGAUCCAUAGAGUUUGUGGGAUCCAUUGAGCUUGUGGGAUCCAUUGAGUUUGUGGGAUCCAUUGAGCUUGUGGGAUCCAUAGAGUUUGUGGGAUCCAUAGAGUUUUUGCGAUCCAUAGAGUUUGUGGGAUUCAUAGAGUUUGUGCGAUCCAUAGAAUUUUUGGGAUCCAUAGAGUUUGUGCGAUCCAUAGAGUUUUUUGUACAUACAUUUUACGAGUUUGUCGGAUUCACAGAGUUUGUGGGAAAAAGAGUUUGUGGGAACCAUACAUUUUGUGGGAUAGAUUUUGUGGAAUGCAUAAAGUUUGUGGGACAUAAAGUUUGUGGGACACAAAGUUUGUGGGGACCCAAGAAUCUAUUAAUCGAUUUUAUAUUAUCUUUAAACGGAAAAAAAAUUGUUUUGAAACUCGAACGAUUUGAAAUUUGAACUCCCUUCUUUAACGGAUUAAGUUCAGGACCCGAGGCCCCCCACUGCAAAUGUCCAUGCAUCCCAGUGUCUUGUGGCAAGCUGGUGUUUAAGCGUGGACAUGCUUUACAACCAAGUGACGUAUUCAACUUUGAUCUUUUUAACAAAAAAAAAAAAUAACACAAAGCUAAAAUGAAACUAAUCCUAACUGGUCUCCGGCGGGUUUCCUCCCCAGGAGUUUGCUCCUGACGACCUACUACAACAACCUGAGGAAGACCUACACGACACGCUCGGACAGGAACUGCUGCUACUUGUCAGAUUCAAGGAACCAGUGUUGUGUCGACGGUGAGUAAACGAGGGGGGGGGGGAACAGUGGGACAAUAUGUAUUUAGGCUUGAAAUUAAAAGGCAGGAAAUUUAAAAGGAUAAAGGUGGAAGGGGGACAUCAUAAAUACAAUGUCUAAUCAAGGGGUACGGGGGAAAAAAUUUUGUGAACCGAUGACUUGACAACCACUGGUUUGGAGUAGUUCUUAAACCAUUUUGGUUAUUUCGAAUUCCGGUAGGUUGCGGUAAUUAUAUUGGCACAAAGCUGGAUUAAAUAUAUAUUUUAUUUCUUCAUGACAAGUGGAGAUGUUACUUAGAACUUUAGGCAUCAUCAGAGAGAGGCAGGGAUGUUUAGAAGACUCUCUGGCUUGUCGGCAGGUAUCAUUUGGAGUCAUGACAACUGAUUAGGGGUUCUCAAAGUCUGGCAGUCAGCCCCAAAAAAUUUGAGUACUCCUGCUCUAGUUUGAUGUACCAGUACCUUUCUUGCGGAGGUGGGUCCUCGGAAAUGUAGAAAGUGGUCCCCCCCCCCCCUUAUUGUUAUGGUGGACUAGCGGACUGGACCGUACCGAUAGCCAUCCAGGGCAAACGGCGCGCAUGCGCGGAGACACUAUAGCGAGAGUGAUUGUUUAUGAAAAAAUUUGAGUACUCCUGCUCUAGUUUGAUGGACCAGUACCUUUCUUGCGGAGGUGGGUCCUCGGAAAUGUAGAAAGUGGGCCCCCCCCCCCCUUAUUGUUAUGGUGGACUAGCGGACUGGACCGUACCGAUAGCCAUCCAGGGCAAACGGCGCGCAUGCGCGGAGACACUAUAGCGAGAGUGAUUGUUUAUGAACCGUGUUCCAGACACAAGCAGAACGCCAACACCUGAUUGAGAACGUGUAUUUAUGUAUAUAUAUAUAUAUGUUUAUGUUACUUGUUUGAAAUAAAUACAAUGGAAACAUAUCACCUAUAUAUAAUGCAGAAGCUUCCUAGUUUGAGAAAAUGUGGAAUCUCUUCAUCCCCUUAACAGCAGAAGGGCGAGGCUCAAGGCCUAAAGCCUUUAUGGUGACAUUUUAUGAAUCUUCACCGGGGAUCAUUAAUACAUACGUUAGUGGCAAUUCUGAGCCACAUGCGACUCUUUGAAUGAACUAUUGCGCCUCUGUUUAUUCUGAUCUAUGAUGACCUACAGGUCACAAACUAUUUUAUCACCAGCUGGGGAAACGCAAAAACGAAAAAAAAAGUUUAUGUGUGUAAAGUGUGGGAAGAGGUGCAUCAUCUCUAUUAGUGAUUCCAGAUGGCGCUCAAUGUAUCCACCAACGCUAAGUUGCAUUUUUUUUUCUUUUCCUUCGUGCAUUUGGUCCGUACGUUAUCAAGCCCAGGACGGGAGAAAGCAUCGAAUGAGAGCGCAGCAGGGGGCGAAAUGAGAGCGGUGGCAGACGAGAAAGAUCCACUCGAGACUUAUUAUUAUUAUAGAUAGUAAUAAUUCUAAAAAAGGGUCUAGCUUUAAAAAGGGUUCCGACCACUCUGUUAGACUGUUAGAGAUGUGCAGAAAAAGAUGAAGAUAAACAUUUUUUUUAACGUGUGAUAAUUUCUCAUGAUGACUUAAGUUCUAAUACUUCCAUACCCAGGUGAUGCCGGUAUAGUUCAGCAAUGUCGCUGCAGCCCCUCUGUUACCUGUGGCCUCGAGCCUCGCCUUGAAACUACCACCCCAGCCCCAGCUACGACCACCACCACGUCGACGACAACAACCACACCAACGACAACAACAACGACAACGCCAACCACCACCACAACGGCAACAACGACCACUACAAGCACCCCCACCACCACCCCAACCACCACGACCACACCAACUACCACAGUCCCGCCAUCUCGUGAGUACCGACUGUUCAAUGUCUGUUACCAUGUCUAUAUACAAAUAAUUGAUGUGUUAAAAAUAUUAAUGUGUCUAGACCUCAGAAGUAAUUUUUUAGACCUAAAUAGUUCUCUCCCGUUAAGAGGGUGCUGUUUUUUUUUUGUUGGGGGGGGGGGGAGAGGUGGGGCUGAAGUGGAAGAAGAUUCCCUGUAGUCAAAUUAAGGAUUUAAAAUGGUUUACUACUUCCUACGUAAUCCAAUGGACAUAAAAGAUGGUAAAGAAUUUAAUUUUAAUUAUUUUUUUUUAAAAAAGGACUCCGUAGUCAUAAUAUAAAUUGAAAGUUUAACGUAGGCCAAAUAAAAAGUAGUAGCUAUUCUUAAUUAAGUGUUCUUUCCUAGAUAUAUCUACAAUGUGUUAAAAGAAUUUAAAAAAUCUCUAGGGAAAUACAAGAUGAAAUUUUCACACGACAUAACGUAAAUUUAAUCAACGGUCACAACCCCACCCCCACCCCCCGCCCUCAAAACCUCCUUUUUUUUCCUACUCUAGUAUGCCAAUCAGCUUUCCGCGUCCUGAAUGGAGUCCCCGUCAGCAACGACUGCGCCUUCUCCGGCAUCUCAAACAUCACAAUACUGCCUUCCGGUCGCGUCACGUGCAACGCCGUCCUCACCACGGCGACCGUCAACGGCGUCCUCAGGAAAACCUUCAUGACAACUUCCAUGUGUAAAGGUGCGAUUCUCAGCGCUUUCAGCAGCAAUAACAGGUACGCGAAACUAGACAGCUUCCAUGUGUAAGAGUCUGGUUCUUGGCGCUUUCAGCAGCAAUGCCAGGUACGCGAAACUAAACAGCUUCCGUGUGUAAGAGUGUGGUUCUUGGCGCUUUCAACAGCAAUGCCAGGUACGCGAAACUAAACAGCUUCCGUGUGUAAGAGUCUGGUUCUUGGCGCUUUCAACAGCAAUGCCAGGUAUGCGAAACUAAACAGCUUCCGUGUGUAAGAGUCUGGUUCUUGGCGCUUUCAACAGCAAUGCCAGGUACGCGAAACUAAACAGCUUCCGUGUGUAAGAGUCUGGUUCUCGGCGCUUUCAACAGCAAUGCCAGGUACGCGAAACUAAACAGCUUCCGUGUGUAAGAGUCUGGUUCUCGGCGCUUUCAACAGCAAUGCCAGGUACGCGAAACUAAACAGCUUCCGUGUGUAAGAGUCUGGUUCUCGGCGCUUUCAACAGCAAUGCCAGGUACGCGAAACUAGACCACUACAACUAAACGCCGACCGACCUGAAUAUGAAGAAAGAAUUUUUGAUCAUUUAUGAAAUUAAUAUAUACGAUAAUUUACACGUUGGUGACUUGUAAAAUCUCUAAUCUGUUUUAAUUUGUCUAUCCAUCUGGGAUGCAUGAGCUCUGCAGUAUCUUGAAAGCGUUCCCCAGGUGCAGAUUAACAGACGGAUUGACAGAUAAGUGAAGAUAAACGGCGAAAAAAUAAAAAUAAUUCGAAACAACAUUUUCACCUCAAGGUAUUGCAUGGAACUGUAGUUUUUAGAGAAUGUGAAAAUAACAUUUUCCUUUCAGUUUGCCUUUUCAUCUUACAUCUCCCUAAAGGGAGAAAAAAACAACCUUUCAACAUAAUUUUAAGGAUCCGAUGACGGAUUCAAUGUAAAAAAUUUACCAGAGUAAUCUUUUGCAAACCAGCAAUGAGCUCACAACCAUUUUGUAGCGUUCUCUUGGACGCAAUCAGAAUUUUUAUUUUUUAAAUUCAUUCUCGUAUUUUCAUUCUUUCGGGUUCAUAUGCCUUAGCCUUUGCUCCCACUGAUCGCAGUCUUCUUCUUCCUAUAUUUGAGGGCCUACGAUCAAUUUAUUGAUUAUUCUGGCUCCUGGUUUGAAUGUAGAGUUUGCAGAGAACUCAAUCUUCCCAUUGCUAUAUGAUUAACCCUUUUUUUCCCGGCUAUUUUCACGAGAUCUGCUCGAUAAAUAACAAACUGGACACGUUUUUACUAAAUGUAACUAAUUAUUGAGUUUUUAACUAUUUUUUAAAAUGUUUGUUUGGUGGUUUUAACAAAUAAACAAGCAAACAAACAAUGUAUUUUAAAAAUAAAUAAAUAAUGCCGGAAAAAUGAAUGUGAGAAGAGUGUGCAAAAAUGCCGCAGCCAUGAAACCAAGUUCAGUUAAGUAAAUGGAAAUUCGGUCGAUAGCAACAAUCAAUCGUGUGGCUUCUUUGAUGACUUCUAUUGCCUUAUGUGAGAUUCCUUGAAGUCGAUUUAUCCCCUAUCCUAAGCAGAGCCAUCACGUGACUUUUGCAGGCAUCCUGCCAGAUUUUAGCCUUAUCCCACCCCCUCCCAACCAAAUAAUCUGAGGUCCCCUGUUACUGCCGGGGUUUUGCAAGACGCACGCGACUGCUCUCACCCCAAGGAGAGGAGAUGGAUGGAAAACUAACUCCGAAUUUGAAGUAUAUGGCAUUUAUUAUGUGUGUGAUAGAAUGCAUAGCUGAUACAAAUAGAAAGAAUUGAGUAGUUUUAUAUUGUUUAUGCCAGAUAGUAUUCCUUUAGCGAAUUUUUGUGUUCCUUUUUAUUUUCAGUGCCGAGAUUUCUAUUGGACAGCAAAAUUACCCCGUGAUGGCUCCCUUGUUCAACAUGACAGAUGGUAAAAUAUUCUAAAUCUAUACUUAUACAUUUAAUUCUUUUUUUUUUUUUUAAAUGUCAUUCAUGAGAUUUUUGUACAUCACCAGUAAACUAUUUAGAACAGUAUGUUUCCGCAUAUGGUGUGUUCCAAUUAUCGGAACAGUGAUGUGGUCCAGUUGUUUGGUCGAAGGAUGAAAGCUAGUUAUAACCGAUAGAAAUUAAACCAUAUUAUAUUUAAAAGUGGGCUUAGAUUUAGAACUUCGGUCUUGAAACCAUGGUAAUUAUACAUUUCAAAAACAAAACAACAACAACAUCUAAGUACUCAGAAAUGUAUGUAUCAAGAAUAUGGCAGCACGUUUAGAAAGAUCUUUGAACAUAAUUAUGUUCUUCUAGGAACCAAUGGAAUCGCUUACAUCACCAUCAACGACCGCUACAUCAAUCUGCUUGGCUACCUGAGCACUUGCCAGAACACGGCCUGCUCUUACAACGCAGCCACCAUGAGCGGCAAAGUGGAUUUCAACGACUGCAAGGUGGUCAGUUGGGGCUCCAGCAACUACAGUGAGUCAACUGGUCGAGGCAGAAUGAAUCGGGGCGCUUCUAGAAGCAGGGUUGGGGGGGGGGCUUUAAAUAAAUUCCCAGAGGUUCUCAACGGAUGUCAGCAUGGGCGUUGUCCAACUGAUAUUUUGGACCCCAGGCUUUACGCUUUAUACGAGGUUCUUAAAAGAAUUAGUUAUAAAGAAGAACGAGCGUUAACGAGUAAGCGAACACUUACAUUUUUUUAGAGGAAACUGUGGUUGUGGUAUGGUGAUUCAUUUCAGCGCUUUCAGUCACCAUAAAAGAUUAAGGGAUUUUAUAAGCGCAUUUUAAAAUUGUUAAGUUCUGGUUGAUUUUAAAAAUUUGUGUGACUAUUAUUGUCUGUUAGUUUGCUAACAUGGAAAGAAAACGUCUUCGCGAAACAUUACGUUUCGAAUAUAAUACUGUUUUAAAGUAAUCUUAAAAUAAAACUCAACUUGCGUAUUUAUUUAGACUUUUGACUCUUCGCAGGGGCGUAGUCCAAAUGAUAUUUUGGGCCCCAGGUUUUGCGCCUUAUAGGGCAAUUCCAUCUAAUCUCUUAUGACAUCUCAUCCUAUACUGUUUUUUUUUACUAUUUCAAUUGGCAUACGGCACAAAUGAUAGACAUAAAUCCAUAUAUAAACAAGUCCAUGUAUACACAAGUCCGUAGCCCAAGUUCAUUUAUACACAAGUUCAUGUUUACCAAAGUCCAUUGAUAAACAAGUCCAUGUAUACACACAUCCAUUUAUACACAGGUCCAUGUAUACACCAGACCAUUUCAUUUCUUCAGUUUACUAUUUCAGUCGUAACUUGCACCACUCAAUGACACUCUACUUGCAGUGACUCUUGGUCAGUCUGGCCUAUACGAGACAGCGGUCAAGAUGACCCCCUCAGGGUGCACGUCCAUUGCAAACCUCUUCGGGGUGACCGCGCCAUUGUGCUUCACGACAAUCAGUGGCCAGAACUUGUUUUGCUCGGUAAGUCCCACUCCCCUCCCCCCUCCCCCCUCACCCUCAUUUAAUAUAUCAAAACACAGCUUUGCUCAUCCAAAACCCCAGAUAAGACAUAUCUUACCUUUCCCUCAAACGCAUUUUAAGUUACCUGAAUUCAUUGUUUGUAAUCAUUUUUUUUUAACACACUUACCGAUUACGAUUCCAGGUUUUUUUAUGAGUGUAUGUUUUUUGUUUUUUUUUUCAAAUGAUGAACUGGUUUAUCUUCUUCCCCCCCCCCCUGUCAAAACAGGGAGACAGCGGGGCGCCAACCUACUGCAGGGCGCCAAGCAACGGCGAGUGGAUCCUUGUCGGCGUCCUUGCUUUUCAGGCCAAGUGCAAUGCCAGUCCAGAGGUGAAGGUCAUUCCUUACCCAAGCUAAAUCAAAUCUGCCCCACCCCCCUCGCACACACACACACACACGGAGCUGCGUGUUUUCAUCUAGCCUCUUCCUGAGUGUUGACAUACGGGACAUCUCGGUCCCUUGGUUGUUUGGUCUCGCCACUGUGGUCUCUGAUCCCCUGUCGCGCUUUGCUUUCGGUAGAAAUAAAAUUCGAAAAAAACACCAAACUGAAAUUCUGUUUUACUUUGUAUUGUAAUCAAAUUAAUUAUAUGGUAAAAAAAAAUAUUAAAAGAACUGUAAUGUUAUAGCUAGGGCCGGGCUUAAAUAUGUUUGCGCUCCAGGCAGUUGUACAAUUUUUGCGCCCCUGCCGCCUACACAUUUUCAGGUUGAUAUAAAGUGUUGACUAAUUUUUAAUUAAAAAAAAAAAAAUAUCUUAUUCUGACACCUAAUUAUGGGCGAUGAAAGAGAAAUAUUAUCUAGAUAAUAUAUAUUGAAUUGAACAUUAAAAAUUAAUGUGCUUGAAAUUAAAAUGGCUUUAUUUUUUAUUUUUUUAAAAAAAAAGGGUGUAGCCCGAGGGUGCUGUUUAUAAAGUACGUCCGCAAGAAUGACCUCUCUCCCCACCCCCUUUUUGUGUUUGUUUGCACUCUUUUGAAAGAUCC